Messenger RNA from Drosophila hydei, 3788 nucleotides. RefSeq names its product zinc finger protein swm (gene swm). The record is from RefSeq and is a predicted model, not a curated record. The transcript is spliced from 6 exons. NCBI's taxonomy places the organism in Eukaryota, Metazoa, Arthropoda, Insecta, Diptera, Drosophilidae. Gene Ontology annotation, molecular function: RNA binding; metal ion binding. Bases 348 to 3674 code for a protein of 1108 amino acids. Gene Ontology annotation, biological process: mRNA processing. Gene Ontology annotation, cellular component: nucleus.
AAGCAAGCAACCUUGCGCCCAGCAAUAAAGUGCAGUGAAAAAUAUAAAAAUAACUAUUUAAAACUGUCAUUUGUUAAAAAAAGCUGUUGCAUAAGUUUAAUUUAGUGCAUAAGCAUUUUAGCUAAUAUUGUACCUAUAUAUAUUUAUAUAUAUACGUAUAGUGUGUAGUGCAGUUGGUACGAAGCACACAUUCAGUGAGUGCGACAGAGACAACGUGAGCAGAGUGAGGCAUAGGUCAUAUUAAAAAUAAGAAUAUUUUGGCCCCCCAAACGACAACAAAAAGAAAGAAACAACACAGACCAACGUAGUAAUCAGAACGCAUACAACAUUUGGGGCCAUUCAAUAAAAUGAUAUUGGAAAACUCGGAUAAGCUGAAAGAUUGGCUGAGCGUUGUGCUCGAGCCACUCUGCGAUGCUGACUCCUCGGCUUUAGCGCGCUAUGUUAUUGCGUUGCUGAAAAAAGACAAAUCGGAUAAGGAUCUCAAACGCAUCAUGAUCGAACAAUUGGAUGUAUUUCUUUCAGAGGAGACAACACGUUUUGUCGAUCGUCUAUUCGAUGCGAUUGCCAGCGAGGAGUAUUUAUCGAUGCCCACUCCAAUGCCCACAUCAACAGCUAGCAUUGCUGAACUGGAGUUGGAACAUGAUGUGGAUGGUGUGGCCGAUAUUGAGGCUGCUGUUAAUUCAUCACCGCCGCCACCAACUACUGCGCCAAAAGAUAUUGUGAUAAAAGCCGAUGGCAAUCAGCAGCAACUAAGCAGCGACAAUAACAGCAGAGAAAUUGCUACUGAAGAGUCCAGCGCUUCAAUGCCAACAGAUGCCAAUACAACGGGUACACACAACACCAAGAUAGCCUUCGAUCACAAAACCAAAGACUCUCACAGCCAGCAGCAACAGAUAAUGCAUCAUCAUCACAGCAGCGGUAGUGGAGGUGGCUCAGUCAACGCAUCUGGCUUUGUACGCAGCGCUAGUCCGCCUCUACGCAGCAGCGGUCCAGCUGGUGCCUAUGCUGCUGAUAAGGAGAAUCAGCCUCGUGAUAGUCGCCGGCGACGCGCCUCCUUGCGUUCCCGUUCUCGCUCCCGUUCUCGUUCCAAUGAACGAUCGUUUAGGCGAUCGCGUUCGCGAGAUCGUCGCAUCAGUGAGAGGGAGAAGAGCCAGCGACAGUUUCGCAAUAAGUCGCCGCCGGGUGGUGCUAGUGAGCAACGACACAGGCGCAACAACAACAAUAGCAGCACCAACAGCACCAAUAAUUUUGAUAGACGUCGAAUUGGCAGCAAUAAUAACAGCAACAACAACAGCAACACGGAUGAGCGCAAUCAACGCUUUGGCAAGGGUCGCCAUUCUCCACGCAGUCGUUCCAUAUCACCAGAAUCGCGCAAUGCUCGGCGUGGGAACAACAACAGCAACAACAAUAACGCUAAUACCAUGGAAGCCGCGGCCUGCUCCUCGGUUGCAGUAGUAGCCGCCGCUGUACCUAUGCCAUUACCCGUUUCACAUCCAGUUGCUACAAUGGGUCGUCAACGUUGUCGCGACUUCGAUGAGAAGGGAUAUUGUGUGCGCGGCGAGACCUGUCCCUGGGAUCAUGGAAUCAAUCCUGUGGUCUUUGAAGGCAUUAACAAUUCAGCAUUGAUGAUGUCCAUGCGCGAGUACAAUCCCGAUGCGCCUGAGAUUUGGGCACGCGGCGGACCUGCUGGAGUGCCAGGCGUGCCUCAACCGGGCGGUGGUCAACCACAGUCAUUACCUGUGCCGCCUCAGGGUGGCCAAUCGAGCAUUAAUCCUUUUAGUGGAAAUGUGCGUGCCUGCGCGCCGCAUGGUGUGCCCAAUCCUGCUGAUUAUGCACGCCAGCCAGGUCAAGCGCCACAAGUACCUGCACCGCCGCCCAUGAUGCCAUUCCCAUUUAAUCCCACAGCCGUAACGACUCCGUUGCAACGUCAACUCAUACCCAUACCCGUGAUGGAUGGUGGAGUUGGAGGUGGUGUGGGAAGCGGUGGGAGUGGUGGGUUACCUGCCGACAUGGGCAAGCGCCGUUUCGAGCUGGAGGAUAGUGUGGCCAUAGCCGAUGUGCCUAGCAAAAUGCGCAAGCUACCAAUAAAUAGUCGCCUAGGACCUCGCGUCAAUCCCAAUAUGCAACAGCAUAAUAGUUCCCUAGAGUUGCGGAAAGUGCCGCGUGGAUUAAACACCAUAGCGCAUCUAAACAAUCAUUUCGCCAAGUUUGGAAAAAUUGUGAAUAUCCAAGUGUCAUACGAAGGCGAUCCGGAGGCGGCAAUUGUCACAUUCUCCACGCAUGCGGAGGCAAAUGUUGCUUAUCGCAGCACCGAGGCGGUGCUCAAUAAUCGCUUUAUCAAGGUCUUCUGGCACAACGACAACAGCAAUAGCAAUAGCAAUAGCAAUAAUAAUACCAAUAACAAUAACAUCAUUAAUGAGACGGGCAACCCAAAUGUUAAUCGCAAGAGUCAAUAUCAUUUGCAUAAUGUGCCUGCAAUGCCGACACCUAAUGCAGACAGCGCUAAAAUAACCAACACGAACAACAGCAGUCAGGUCAUCCUGGGCACUACCCUCGGAGACACAACUAAUGCACUGGCAGUUCCAACUACGGAACAGGGAUUGGCAAGCACCGCAGCACCCGCUUCAAUGCGUUUAAAGCUCAAUACAAAUACGACUUCAGCCAAUGUAUCAGCAAAUGGUGGAGCAAGGGGCCUUACGCCGGCAGCCAAUGCAGCAAGCAUACGCAAGAAACAGGAAGAACAACAAAAGGCAAUGCAUCAGCUUGCAAAUGGGUUGCGUAAACGUAAACAGGAGCUCCUUCAGAGCUAUGUGAAGCAAAUGAAAACGGCGCUGGAACUUGUUGAACGUAUGGAUCAACAGGAUGUACAGCGUGCGCCGACGCUGGAAACGAUCAAAGUUCUGCAGGCAACGAUUGACAAGCUACGAAAGGAUGUACAUGCUGAUCAGGAUCAGCUACAGGCCCAAAUCCAACAGCAGCAACAACAACAGCAAACGCUGCCCGUGAAGAAAACCAAAGAGCAACAGAAAAAAGAACUGCUUGAUAUGGAACUCGAGCUGAUUGCCCAACAACAGGAGGGCAACGACACAACGGUCAUACAGAAACGUCUUGAAGAGCUGCAGCGCACGCUCUCCGCAUCAACUGGAGGUGGCUCCCUGUCUGGCAGUGGUGGUGCCAAGUUGCCCGGUGGCGGUGCACGCAAACGUGCCACAUAUCCCGAGGGGCCGACCCGAGUCGAUCGACGACCAAAAGCCAUUGUGGUCACCGGCUUUGCCGCCGAGGAAGCUGAUUUUGUGCUGGGUCACUUCAAGCAUUUCGGCGAAAUAUCUAAACACGAUGUGGACCGUGAGAUACCCCAGCUAAUACUCUCAUACUCUACACGUCUGAAUGCCGAGCAAGCAGUGCUCCGUGGUAAAAUAUUCAAAGAUAAACGUCUGCAGAUAUCGUGGGCACCAGUGGUGACUACUCCUGUUGUUCCCAUGGGCGCACCGGCUAAUAAGUCGUCAGGUGCGUUAAGUACGUCAGCAUCAGGCGAUAAAUUGGAUAAUCCGAAGCAAUUGCAUUCGUCGGUCAGCGAGAGCGAAUCUCUGCUGGGCAGCGAUACUUUGCCAGAGUUACGGCUCGAGGACGAGGAGGAGGAUGAAGAAUCUGAGGAUCGUUCCUGGCGUCGUUGAUUAAACGCCAUGUGCUGCUCCUAAUGGCUGUCUAGCGAAUCAAUUUGGCUCAUAAUCGUUGGGAAAGCAUUAAUUGUAUUUCUAUUUGUUGUUAUUCUACAUGCAAAACGUGUA